AUGGUCCUUCGUUUGCUUGUGGCCGUGCAUUUGAUCGCUGCACUGGCUACAAGCCGCACAUUUUUCCAGCCAGACGAAUACUGGCAAUCUCUUGAAAUCGCGCACCGCAUCGUUUUCGGAUAUGGAUACCAAACGUGGGAAUGGAUGACAAGCAAGCCCAUCCGUAGUGUUGUAUAUCCUGCGAUGUUUGUGCCUUUGUACAAAGCUAUGCAAGCAAUGCACAUCGAUAACCCAUUCGUUUUUACUUCAGCACCUGCGAUUCAGCAGGCUUUGAUUACUGCCGUUGGCGAUUGGUUUGCCUUCCAUCUGGUUACUCGCAUCGCUGGACACCGCCUGGCGCUAGUUUGGAUCAUUGUGCAUCUUACUUCCUUGUACUGGCUUUACACGGCCUCACGUACAUUCUCCAAUACUUUCGAGGCAGCCGUUUGCAGCAUAGCCUUGUAUUAUUGGCCUCUGUCGCGUGCAGCUGUCAAUCAUCUGCGUGUGCCAAAAUCCAGUUGUGCCUAUCGCAUGGCACUAUUCGCUGCAUGGUUAGCCGUCUUGAUUCGUCCUACGAGUCUCGUCCUUUGGUCUUUCUUGGGCAUGCGCCUCGUGAACGAUGCUCUACAUUGCAAAUGUUUCUGGCGUGUUAUUCGCGAACCGUUAUGGAUUGGCUCACUUGUACUUGGCGCCGGGUUUUACAUCGACUCGAUGUAUUAUGACAGUUGGUCAUGGACCUCUCUCAAUUUUGUCCGAGAGAAUCUUUGGAAUAGCGUCUCAUCAUUCUAUGGCAUGAACUCGUGGCACUGGUAUUUUUCGGUCGGAAUGCCAUCCAUUGUGACCAUUCAUUUGCCCUAUGUUGCGAUCGGCUGGUGGCAUCGACGCGGUGUUCGGGACCCAGCAUCCGUCCUCACUCUAUUUCAGGCUUGUGUCUGGACGCUUUUGGUGUGUUCAUGUCUGCACCACAAAGAGACCCGUUUUCUCCAGCCCCUUGUUCCUUGGCUGCAUCUAGCUGCAGCUAUAGGUAUGGAGCCAUUGCAAUCAACCACAUCCGUGCGAGCUGCGUGGUCAGCAGUCCCUCGGUGGAUUCGUGCUCUCCUAUUUGUUCAAGUGCCAAUCGUUGCUACAUAA
Messenger RNA from Malassezia globosa CBS 7966, 1110 nucleotides. RefSeq lists its product as uncharacterized. Lineage: Eukaryota; Fungi; Basidiomycota; Malasseziomycetes; Malasseziales; Malasseziaceae. The transcript has 5 exons. Bases 1 to 1110 code for a protein of 369 amino acids. Gene Ontology annotation, biological process: GPI anchor biosynthetic process. Gene Ontology annotation, cellular component: endoplasmic reticulum membrane. Gene Ontology annotation, molecular function: alpha-1,2-mannosyltransferase activity. The record is from RefSeq and is a predicted model, not a curated record.